AAAUAGUUCAGCCGGUGGAAGUUUUGGAUGAAGUGCGCGUGCGUGUAAAGUUGGCAGUACAACACGCCGCCGAGCCGGUAACUACAGCAUGGAAAGGAAAGUGCUUGCACUCCAGGCGAGGAAGAAAAGGACCAAGCCGAAAAAGCCUGGCAAAAAGCCAGAGCCCCACCCGCGGGGAGCUGCCCAGCCAUCCGACUCCACUCUGCAGGAGCAAGAGGAGGAGAUCCUGGGCUCUGACGAUGAGGAACAGGAGGACCCCAAUGACUACUGCAAGGGCGGUUAUCACCAUGUGAAGAUUGGUGACCUAUACAACGGCCGUUACCAUGUGAUCCGCAAAUUGGGCUGGGGUCAUUUCUCCACGGUGUGGCUGGCAUGGGACAUCCAGGGAAAGCGCUUUGUUGCCAUGAAGGUGGUGAAGAGUGCAGAGCACUACACUGAAACGGCGCUGGAUGAAAUCAAGCUGCUGCGUUCGGUGCGAAACUCAGACCCAAAUGACCCCAGCAGAGAGAAGGUGGUGCAGUUGCUAGAUGACUUCAAGAUUUCAGGCAUCAAUGGCACACAUGUGUGUAUGGUCUUUGAAGUCCUCGGUCACCACCUGCUCAAGUGGAUUAUCAAGUCUAACUACCAGGGUUUGCCCUUGCCCUGUGUUAAAAGCAUCAUUCGGCAGGUUUUACAAGGCCUGGACUACCUGCACACCAAGUGUAAGAUCAUCCACACGGACAUAAAGCCAGAAAAUAUCUUAAUGAAUGUCAAUGAGUCAUACAUCCGGAGGCUGGCGGCUGAGGCCACAGAGUGGCAGAAGUCUGGUGCUCCUCCCCCAUCCGGCUCUGCAGUAAGCACAGCUCCAGCCCCCAAACAGAUGGCAAAGAUGUCUAAGAACAAGAAGAAAAAGCUGAAGAAGAAGCAGAGGCGGCAGGCUGAGCUGCUGGAGAAGCGCAUCCUGGACAUCGAGGGACUGGAGAAGGGGAAUGAAGGGGGUGAGGAUGAGGAGGACGAAGAAGCAGAAACCCCUGACAGCACUCCAUCAGUCCCCAACAGUCACACUCUGCAGGAAAUUGCCGCCGAGGCCACCCUGGAUUCUGUUCCAGACAGCUGGUCUCAGCAUAGAGAAUGUGCCAUGGACGGGAACUGUAACAGUAACAGUCGAGGUCACGAGAACACAGAGACCGCCGAUGUUCAGCAGCAGACGAAAGAUGACACCCCCGUCAACCCUUACGACAGUGGCACAGAGGGGUCAGAUUUGCAGCCUGUUAACCCUUACCCAGCAUGCAACGGCACAACACCAAGCGAGCCCAGCCACCCAUCCCCCGCCGCUGAGGGUAAUGGACCUUUGCUUUGUGACGUGCUUGAGUCGCAGGGCCUUACGGGGCAGCAGAAACAGGAGAGGGGGGACAAAGAGGUGAAACUAAAUGGCUCCGGGUGCGUUAAUGGUCAGGAAGGCCCCACUUCGCAGGAGGCCCCCAAAAAGGACCUGGCCCCUACAUCGGAGGCGGACCCCAGCUUGCCAGCAGGCCCAGAGCAGGAGAGUUUAAAGGACGCUAAGCUUGCAGCAGGUAGCCUGCUUGUCAACCCUCUGGAACCUCUAAAUGCUGACAAGAUCCUGGUUAAAAUCGCCGAUCUGGGCAACGCCUGCUGGGUGCACAAACAUUUCACAGAUGAUAUUCAAACACGGCAGUACCGUUCUCUGGAGGUGCUGAUUGGAGCAGGUUACAGCACACCGGCAGACAUCUGGAGCACUGCGUGCAUGGCAUUUGAGUUGGCGACGGGGGAUUACCUGUUUGAACCUCAUUCUGGAGAGGAUUACUCCAGAGACGAAGAUCACAUUGCACUGAUCAUUGAGCUGUUGGGAAAAGUCCCCCGUAAACUCAUCAUGAAUGGCAAAUAUUCUAAGGAGUUCUUCACUAAGAAAGGUGACCUAAGACACAUCACUAAGCUGAAGCCGUGGGGGCUGCUGGACGUCCUGGUAGAGAAGUAUGAUUGGCCACGCGAGGAAGCUCAAAGUUUCAGCAGUUUCCUCCUGCCUAUGCUGGACCUGAUUCCGGAGAAAAGAGCUACUGCUGCCGAGUGCCUCCGCCACGGCUGGAUCACCUCCUAGUGGCUGAAAGCCUCCAACACACACACAGGCACGCACACCCGCAUACACUUAUACACUUACAGUAAAGACGGGGAAGCACUCUGAAAGCUCUCUCAUAGAUACUCGCGCGUGAUAAAUACUAACAGUCUUAAGUGCCAGGUCUGCUGACGUGGCUAGUAUUUAAAUGUGAGGAGGUCUAAUGAAGCAGAUCUAAUAUCUAUUUAUUUCUCUCUUUUUGUUUGUUUUUUUUUUUACGUAAUGGGUGUAACUUAAGUGAGUUAACCUUCCGUUUUGAUCGUUUCGUUCUUUCUCUUCUCUGUGUGCCAACACGUGUUUAACCAGAAGAUUGUUAUUAUUUGAGGGGUAUAAGAGCCAUUUAAAGGAGUACUUCAGCAGCUUUCAGCCUAAUCUGUAUCUGCUGCAUCUGUAGCAUACGGUUGCACAACAAGGCAGUCGUUUUUGAUGCAGUUCCUUGUAUUUAGAAAAUAACAAUCUUAAAAUAUAUAAUGGACACCAAUGAGAAGCUGCUUCAUCCCCUGCUCAUUGGUUUCUACUAUAAGAGUAUUUGAAGUUGAGUAAACUGGUUUUCUGUUCAGGGUAAGGCACGGAAAUUGCCUGUGGUAAUCACAUACGCUAUAGAUUGGGGUGGGCAGUAUGGCAAAAACAUAUCAUGAUACUUUUAGACAUUUUCUCAAUCCAUCAUACACUUAUAUGCAAAAGUUUGAACUCCCCAGGUCAAAUUACCUUUUGUUGAUGUACUAAGUGAAAAUAAGUGAACACAUCCUCUACCGAUUUCUGUUUAUAUGUUGCGGUUAAAGCUGUAUUAUGCAUUAAAAUUGAAAGAAGUACCAUUACUGAGUCAGGAGGUGUAUGUAUGCUGCUGCGAAUCACCCUGUAAAGCCUGAAAUAGUAAUGUAAAGUCAAAGGGUCAUAUUUCGAGCUUUUCAGUGCUUGCAUGUGUCUUUACAUAUUAACGUCAUGCACAGGCUCAAAAAGAAGGUCUGGCAUGAUAUUUAGGCCUCAAAUGCAAAAUCAAGUAUACUUCAUUAUACUGAUUAAGAUAUGAUGAUGAUGAUGAUAGUCAUCUAUUCACUUACAUUCUCAUAACUUUCAAGCUUUGAAUUCGCUUUGAAUACUCUCACAGCGCACUCACAAUCAUCAAAUUCAUCCGGGGAAGGGGACCAAAGCACAGCCGAUGUUACAAAAUGUUCUUCUGCACAUUGCUGGCAAUUACACAUUUCUAUCAGAGAGGUCUCCACAUCCCCAAAGCUUACAUAACACAGCUUUAACAUAUUUGGAAAAAAUAAAUUAUAAAAUGUGCCGUAACUUUUGGCCACAUUUUUCCCCAAUAUGUUAAAUAAACAGUAU
Molecule: messenger RNA, 3442 nt
Organism: Colossoma macropomum (tambaqui)
Lineage: Eukaryota; Metazoa; Chordata; Actinopteri; Characiformes; Serrasalmidae
Gene: srpk1b
Product: SRSF protein kinase 1b
Exons: 16
Coding region: 89-2095 (668 amino acids)
Biological process (GO): spliceosomal complex assembly; protein phosphorylation; regulation of mRNA processing
Molecular function (GO): protein kinase activity; ATP binding
Source: RefSeq, a predicted model, not a curated record